Messenger RNA from Pelobates fuscus (common spadefoot toad), 2356 nucleotides. RefSeq names its product 1,25-dihydroxyvitamin D(3) 24-hydroxylase, mitochondrial. Lineage: Eukaryota; Metazoa; Chordata; Amphibia; Anura; Pelobatidae. The record is from RefSeq and is a predicted model, not a curated record. Gene Ontology annotation, cellular component: mitochondrial inner membrane. The coding region runs from base 317 to 1846 and encodes 509 amino acids. The transcript is spliced from 12 exons. Gene Ontology annotation, molecular function: monooxygenase activity; oxidoreductase activity, acting on paired donors, with incorporation or reduction of molecular oxygen; heme binding. Gene Ontology annotation, biological process: C21-steroid hormone biosynthetic process; glucocorticoid biosynthetic process; cholesterol metabolic process.
GUGCAAUAAACAGAACCAAGCUGGGAGAGGUGAGUAAUCAGAGAAAUGUGAACAGGGUCACUUUAAAACAGACUUUAUCUAAGGAUUUGGCAAUAGCUCCAGGAAUCAAGCCAAGAAAACAGAUUUUCAAUGAACUCAAAGUACUACACCUUGCUGACUCUGGUUACACACAACCCAAGCAAGCUCUGUGAUUGGCUCAGGCUUUGUAUUCCUGCAAACAGUUCUAAGACCCAGACUAUAAAUAUACUGAAACAAAAUGCUACCAGUAUCCAAAGCAAAACACCUCUCCUGAUCUGGGAUCUUCUGCAGGUUAAUAAUGCCUCAGAAAAGGAACUUCGUGAGCAUGUUGCUGAAAUCCAGGUUUAUCAGUGUCCAGAGCAGCAUCCCUCCAUCUACUGUGUCCAACCUCAAGGCUGCAGGGCAAAAUGACCCUCAUGUAACUUGUCCUCACUCCAUGUCUUCACUGCCUGGACCCACAAACUGGCCAGUUUUGGGAAGCUUCAUGGACAUCUUAAGGAAAGGAGGUCUGCAAAGGCAACAUGAAGCAUUGGCAGGUUACCACAAGCAGUUUGGUAAAAUUUUUCGUAUGAAACUCGGAUCGUUUGACUCUGUGCAUAUUGGAGCGCCUUGUCUGCUAGAAGCUCUGUAUCGAGAAGAAAGCAGUUACCCACAGAGACUGGAAAUCAAACCUUGGAAAGCUUACAGGGACUAUCGAGAUGAAGCGUAUGGACUUCUAAUACUGGAAGGCAAGGACUGGCAGAGGGUGAGGAGCGCUUUCCAGCAGAAGCUAAUGAAACCCACGGAAGUUGGAAAACUAGACACAAAAAUAAAUGAGGUUUUAGUAGAUUUUGUUCAACACAUUGACCGCAUCUGCAACAAAGACGGAAGAAUUGAUGACUUGUAUUGUGAGCUAAACAAAUGGUCACUUGAAAGUAUUUGCCUUGUUUUGUAUGAGAAGAGAUUUGGAUUUUUGCAGCCUAAUUUAGGAGAAGAAGCCUUGAAUUUCAUCACAGCCAUCAAAACGAUGAUGAGCACUUUCGGCCUGAUGAUGGUAACUCCUGUCGAGUUCCACAGAAGUUUAAACACCAAAAUCUGGAAAGAUCACACCCAUGCCUGGGACAAUCUAUUCAAAACAGCAAAAUGUCACAUAGACCACAGACUGACAAAACUCUCCACAAAGGACACCGAAGAUUUUCUCUGCAAAAUUUACAAAGACAGCAAAUUAUCCAAAAAGGAGAUGUACGCCACCAUUACUGAGAUGUUGAUUGGAGCAGUGGAAACCACGGCCAACAGCUUAAGUUGGGCCAUAUUUAAUAUAUCCAGAAACCCAGACAUCCAAAAGAAACUAUAUGAAGAGAUCGAGCGGGUCCUGCCUCCUGGCCAAGUGCCGAGUGCGGAAGAUAUUCGGAAUAUGCCUUAUUUGAAGGCCUGUCUGAAGGAAUCUAUGAGGAUCACCCCAUCUGUGCCUUUCACAACUCGAACCCUCGAUAAGGAAACCAUUCUGGGAGAAUAUAUGCUGCCCAAAGGCACUGUACUAACCAUAAACAGCCAUGUUUUGGGGUCCAACGAGGAGUGCUUUGAUGAAUGGACACAGUUUAAACCUGAACGAUGGCUUCAAGAAAAAAAUACCAUCAACCCCUUUGCUUACAUUCCAUUUGGAAUUGGAAAGAGAAUGUGUAUCGGGAGACGUUUAGCGGAACUGCAGUUACAGUUAACUCUGUGUUGGCUUAUCAGAAGAUAUAACAUUGUUGCCACGGACAGUGACCCAGUAGACACAAUACAUUCCGGCACAUUAAAGCCCAGCAGAGAUUUGCCUGUCGCAUUUCACCGGCGAACAAGCAAGUGAGUGUCUAAGGACAGCCUUCACAUUCACGGCUAAACUCCAUGGCACCAACCUUUACUGAUGACAGAUGACAAUCCUUGAAGACAGAGAUAAGGAGAGUAAAAUGUGUUUACAUACAAAUGCUGACGUAGCCGAACAAACAGAAUGUUCAACAACUACAACGUCUCAUUUCUGUGAAAUCCGGUGGAAAGUGUGUUUAGAAAAAGGCACGCAAUGUAUUUAUUUUCCAUAAACUAGGUCAAGGUCUGUUGGUUCAGAUUCUGGAUUCUGCUGAAAUAACAGAAGGCGUGUACUCUAGAAAAUAUAUAUACCUUGCACAUUGGACCUACUACACUAUACAAAAUAUUAUCAGAACAUUAGUGUUAUUGCCUACAGACAUGUCACUGUGUCUGCUAACAUUCUAAUUUGUGUGAUGAUAAAACUAAACGAACUGCACUCUGAUCAACACCGUGAGAUUUGUUCUGUAAACACCGUAUUGUAUGGAGUUGAAAGAAUGUUGCAACAUUGACACUA